This is a messenger RNA of Penaeus chinensis, 1848 nucleotides long. RefSeq lists its product as uncharacterized. The record is from RefSeq and is a predicted model, not a curated record. The transcript has 4 exons. The coding region runs from base 386 to 1186 and encodes 266 amino acids. NCBI's taxonomy places the organism in Eukaryota, Metazoa, Arthropoda, Malacostraca, Decapoda, Penaeidae.
UAUAGCACUCUGUUCCAGGAUGCGACACGGAUGCCAGAACAGACUGAACCCGGGGACAGCUGGGACCCCUCCUCCUCCUCCUCCUCCUCCUCCUCCUUCUCCUUCUCCUUCUCCUCCUCCUCCUUAAUUCAUGGUGUUCCUUGUUUGUGGCAAAUGAAGUGUACUGCUCUCUGUGGCUGACAGACUGUAUUUGUCAAGCCUUUUCAGAAAUAGUUCAGCCCUACACAUAAUAUGGAGCCAAUUCUAGAUCUGAUGUGCAUAGGGAUGUCUGGAUUGUCAUAUAGUGGUGUUUGCUCUGUGAUUAAUAGUGAAAGUCUCAACGGGAAAAUAUGUGGGGUCUUAAAACAUGGCAUAAAACUCUUAAAAUGCUCUUACAAGGAUCACCAUGGGAGACAGCGAUCAUGAACCCCCAACUAGUGAGUCUGGAAUAAGAAAGUUUUUCCGAGGCAUUUUGCCCCACUGGCCUCGCUCUUCACCCCAAGGAGGAGCCACACCAACACAUACUGAUCCUCCUGAUGUAGGCAAUGACGAAGCCACAUCCCUUUCACAGCUAAAACGCAAAUCAUCACUCCUGCGGAACCAUGAUGAUUCAGAGGAUUCAGAUUAUGAAGAGAACUUGCCCUCUGCUAAGAGACAACGUAUCACAGUAUCAGCCAUGAGACGUCUUUUUGCAAAAUUCAGCCUGAGUGACAAAGAGGGAAUAGAUGAAGCUGCAUCAUCUUCAACACCAGAGAAAGUUCCUGACAUUCCAGCACAAAAGCUUCACCCUCCAAGCUACAAGCGGGACAUAUCUCCAUCGCCACCAUCACUAAUCUCGUCCUCUCCCUCUCUUUCCAACAGUCAGAGUAAUAACAAUGAUGCGGACAUUCCCAACAUGAAUAAAAUACUAGCAACCUCAAAAAAACACAAAACAUCAGAUGCUCCUGAAGCAAAGGAUGGGAAACGAAGGAAAACCAGUGAUUUCAGUGACUCAGAUGACAAUGAUGAUCAACCAAAAACCAAUAACAAAUCCAGGUCAAAUGGAGACAUAGUUAAGAGUAAUAAACGACAAGUUGAUUUUUCAGACAGUGACACUGAGGGUCAUAAUGAACACUUGUCUAAAGUGAAAAGAACAAGACGUCUCAGGAGAGGCUUGCGCUUGUGUACUAAUAUUACUUGUUAUAUUGAACAAGUACUUUACAAUUAAGCUUUGAUGUUUUUGAGUAGCUCCAAAGGAGCAUUAUUUUAUAGGCUUUUCCUAUAUAAUACUUUUAUUGUGAUAUAUAUAAAAAACAAGAUUUUGUAAGAAAAGCAUUUUCAUGUUCUUUCCUUCAUGGUCCAUUGAGAAAAUAUUCACUGUACCACUACAUAGUACUCAUAAUAAUCCACCAAUAAAACAUAAUCUCUGCUUUAGUAUUUUAAAACUUGAAAUCCCAUUUCCCCAAAAAUACCUGCAUUAAAAAAAAAAAAAACUAUGGACAAAAAAAAUAUUUUACAGAAUAUAAAUGCAAAAUAAACUCUAAUCUAAAACGGAAAGGCAUUAGCUAAUAAUUUAAAUUUUGUAGUUAACUUUGACAGUCUGACAGCAUCACAACAGCAUCCACAACUUGCUUUUCCAUCAAACAGUAGUAAUAAAAAUAUGUAUGAGCUUCUUAGUAAAUCAAUAAAAAAAAAAUCACUCAUUCCUGCAAUAAAUCAAAUAUAAUCUUCCUUUCCAGCUACAAUUUCAUCUGUGCAACUAUAAAAUAGUUUGUGUGAUCCAUCUUUUUCAUCUUCUGGGCAAAUAAGAUUGUUUUCUGCCUUUCUCUCUUUUUUCCUCUUCCAUUCAUAGAUAUAAUAUGAUCUUUGUAAUAUAGAUUUCCUUCUUAA